AUGGCCUGGGACUCGAAAUCCUCCUCGAGGCGUCUUCAGAACAGCAGCGCUACUUCCAGGCCACAACCACAACCACAACCACCACCACCACUCAUCACCUUUGAGCCCAAAUCCGCUCACGUCUCCGACGCAGCCUUGCAGCCCUUCCUGGACCCUUCCUUCGACCCUGCAGGCUACCUCAACGCCACUCUCCCUGCUCUUCAAAGCGCCGCCAGUGCCUCACAAUCCGCAAGAGGAGGCAGCGUGCCGCUCGCUGAACUCUCCACCCAAACACAGACCCUGCUCUCGCAUCUCAGCGCGCAUACCACCAGGCUGACGACAACUAUGACCCAACUCACCGACGAGAUCCUACGGAGUGGCAGUCGCCUGGCAUACGAGGUUGAGGUGUUACGGGGAGAGACAUUGAGCUUGUCCGAGGCCUUGACGGAGGGCUUGCAGGAGGAUGUGGUCAAGUUCGUGCCCACUGGCUUGGACCAGGAACUUGUAAGGAAAACGACGGUGCCCAAGACGCCAGUACGAGAAGAAGAACCAGCUACCGUCGAUCCCCCAUACAUCCAGAAGCUGCGGACCUUGACAUUGGUACGGUCACGCCUAGAGACUGUGAUAAAGACGUUUGGAGACGCUAUGGCCUGGACGUUUCCGCCCUCAGAAGUCUCGGUCACCUCUUCCUUCCUCUCGGUUUCCGCACCAGAGCCUGGCUCGGAGAUGCAUAGUACCGAGGAGAAAGGACAGCAGGUAUCAAAGAAGCUACGAGACGAGAUAGCAGAUCUGUUGAUAGGAGCUGAUCCUGUGGAUGGCAUCGAAGCCGCUGCCAAGAGGGUGGAAGAGCUUAAGGAGCUGGCUGUGGUAUGGAAAGGAACCGCGGAAGAGAGGGCGAGGACCAAGUUUGUGGACAAUCUGGCCAAGAUGGUCGAAGAUAGACAUCGAGAUCUACUAAGGGAAGCAGAGCAAGAUACGCGGUUGCGGCAGAGGGUCGAGACGUUGGAAGAGGAGGCGAGCUCUGGAGAGAGCAAACCUCAGAAUGGGUAUGGAUUUCUCAGUCAAUUACAGAAGCUGAGAGGAUCUUCGUGA
This is a messenger RNA of Drepanopeziza brunnea f. sp. 'multigermtubi' MB_m1, 1071 nucleotides long. RefSeq lists its product as uncharacterized. The record is from RefSeq and is a predicted model, not a curated record. NCBI's taxonomy places the organism in Eukaryota, Fungi, Ascomycota, Leotiomycetes, Helotiales, Drepanopezizaceae.